This is a messenger RNA of Prorocentrum cordatum, 375 nucleotides long. The record is from the annotation of a GenBank genome assembly. NCBI's taxonomy places the organism in Eukaryota, Dinophyceae, Prorocentrales, Prorocentraceae.
AUGAAUCAUCCGCGCACCUUCAGAAUAUUCAACCAGCGGUUUGGGCUGCAGAAGCAUCAGACCGCUAUGGUCUUCAGCGCUUUCGACGUAGACGGCGACAACACGAUCAGCCUGAAGGAGUUCCUGGAGACCUGCUCCUUCCUGAUGCAGGUCGUCAAGGACGGCCAGGUCAUCACGAACUGGCGCCAGAAGGAGCUGCGGACCCUGAAGGAAACCUGGCCGAAUCAGCCUCAGCCCGUGGGCAGCAUCAGGCACAACGCCUCCGAGCCGAGCCUCGCCACGGCGGUGAUGGCACCGGCCUGGGGCGGCACGGGAAGGGGCGCUCCGAGCGCCGCCCCGUCGAGCUCGCGGGCGCAGCUCCACGGCGCCAGGUAG